AUGAUAAACCAUAAAAGUCUUGCAGUUAUCAAUUUUCGUUCGUCAAUUUCAUCUUAUUCGGUGACCACUAUGAAAAGAUGGUCUCGAUCAUCUUCGAGAUUAUUUUUACUUGCGUCACCCAUCGGAUUAUCUAAAAACCAGACAUUAUCUGCAAGAUUUUUCUGCCAGUCACUUUUAUUAGAUGAUAAUAAUCAGAUCAGUAAAGAUGAUCAAGGACCCAAAGACACUGAAAAUGAAAAAUUCAAAUCAGAUCCCAAAAAGACCGAGAUCACACGUCGCAGGUUUUGGAAACAAGUAUCUCUCGAAUCAAAUAACUCACAAGGCACAUACUCAAUAUUACUCGAUAAACGACCCUUAAAAACUCCGAAAGGAUCACCGCUCACAAUUAAACAUUCGCAAAGAACAUUAGCAUUAUUAUUGGCUGGUGAAUGGGAAUCACAAAAGACCGUAUUAAAACAUCAUUCAUUGCCAUUGACUUCACUGGUUUCCAGAGCUAUUGAUACUUUCGAGGAUCGUAAUUCAUCAGAACGUCAACAAGCAAUUACACGAUUACUUAGUUACCUCGAUACUGAUACUGUGUGUUACCAACAAUCCUAUCCAGAGUCAUUGGUUGAAUUGCAAAAGCGACAUUGGGAUCCAUUAUUAAGAUGGGCUCAGAAAUUCUAUGAGGUCGAAAUUAAAGUUACCAAUAGUAUCAUGGGUGUAAGACAACCGGAAAGUACCAUAAAAAGAUUGAAAAAAGUUGUCGAUGAAUUUGAACCGUUGAAAUUGGCUGCUUUUGAGCGUGCUGUCAUGAUCACCAAAUCAUAUUUGAUUGGCCUAGGUUUGGUGGAAAGGCAAAUAAACGUAAAACAAGCGACGGAAGCUGCUCAUGUCGAAAUGGAAUCCCAAACAAGGCAGUGGGGCAUAGUCGAAGAUGCUCAUGAUGUCGAAAAUGAACACGUCAGGUGUCAACUAGGAUCAGUUGCUUGUAUAUUAAUUAACAAUUCCUAA
Messenger RNA from Ambispora leptoticha, 993 nucleotides. Lineage: Eukaryota; Fungi; Glomeromycota; Glomeromycetes; Archaeosporales; Ambisporaceae. The record is from the annotation of a GenBank genome assembly.